CCUCCGUCGUAGUCGGAUUGUGUCGUUCUGCCGCGCUGUCUCUCUCUCUUUCUCUCUUUCUCCUUCUCUUUUUCUCUCAUUCCCUCCCGUGGGCACGCGCGCGCGCGCCACUGUGUGUAUGUGUGUCCCUCGUUCUCCCUCUGUGUCCCCCUUUUCCCCCGCAACGACGAGUUCCGCCCAGUGAAAAAGAGUCGAGCUUUCCUGCAAACAAGACGCGUCCUCGACGGCAGUUGUUUGUUUUCUGGUUUCGUGGUGUCGCGGUGACACAAACAGCGAAGUCGAAGAAGCGAGGGACCGCGCGUGCGGAGGAGAGGAGAGACAACGAGCCGCGUGUACCGUGCCACCCGUGUGGGUCUCGACGUUGUCGUGUCGUCGUCAUCGUUGUUGGUGCGAAGAGUUUCAGUCAACGGAAGGAGAAGUAGGUUAGCACACGGUGCCUUUCGCGUCCGCGGUAAAAUAUACCUGGUUCUCCGACUACUUCUCUCUAUACCUUUUACACGAAGCCGCGUAGUGUGUACCAUCCUGAUGUGGUGACGUUUAACCAACGCGCACUUCUUUUACGUAACGAAAGCGCGUUAGAACGUGCGCGUGCGCUCUAUACGUAAUCCGUCUUCGGUUUCUGUCCUUCUCGUUUGUCGGUUGCAAGCGAGAAUCUUCGAUCAUCGGUAGUCGCGUUCUCGUGUGUGCUCGUGUUCCAUCGGAUCGGCCGAUCGGUCAUUUUCGUCUCGUUAGCAGUGCCUCUGUGUGAAUUUCGUGCCGCAUUGCUUUCCCGUCUUUCAUGUGCGAUACACCGAUUUCGGAGUGUGGUUCGCGCGAUUUUCGCGCUUUCGACGCAAUUUGUUUCGAUAAUACCAAACGACUCGAUUCGAUACGAUUCGAUUCGUUACAAGAGUCGAUUUCUUUCGUCUUGACCAAGUUCACGGAGCAAAACGCGCGCCUGUUCCGCGAACACGUCAGUUCUCUUUCAACUAUCUUAGCAGUGUGAUCGAAAAUAACGUUCGUGCUUUUACAGUAAGGAGUUUUCUUCGUUUGGAUACAUAACCAGGCGAUUAUAUACGUACGCACAAACAUUGGAAACCGGUGCUAUUCAACCAGCAAUUUCUGCAUCGAGUACUCUUCAUUGAUUCAAUUUCGUAUUGUUUUGUGGUGUUUCGUGAGGUGUGUGUUCAAACCUACAAGUGGUGCGACUGUUUUAAGUGUGAUUUAAAUCAGUGAUUUGAAAGAAAAGCCGAUUAUUUGGCAAAUAAAAGAAAAAGAAAAGCAUAAAGUGAAAGUUUUAUCAGUGCAGUAUUACGCUAUUCUUUGUGGAUUAUUGGAUAUACUAUACACUACUCUGCGACUUGCCGACGGAGCGCAACAUUGCGGCUCACAAUUUAUAUACCCUACUUAGCGAGUCAGCAGAUGAAAGGAUGCAGAGACAAAGCCGGAGUAGCUCGGAGGUGGAGGUUGCGCUUAUGCGCCCCGUAAGCACGGCUGGCUAAUAGCACCACGGCCCAUCCCUGACACCCUACAGCCACACCAGAUCAGCAGUCGGCGUGACAUGGAUGUGAGCUUCACGAACGUAUUAGAGGGGGCUCGCCAGUACUUCCAGGGACUGCCGGUACCGAGUACAGGUAGUGCGACCGCGUCAGCGGAUCACGGUCUCGCGACAUCAACGAGUUCCGCCUCGUCCGUAUCGUCGUCGCACGACCAUGGCACCUCCUCGUCCGUGGCUCCUCCGUCACCGGCACCACCCGCACCGCCACCACCACCACCACCGCCACUAUCGUUACCGUCGCAAUCGGCUUCGAGCGGCAACACCAACGAUCAAGAAACGAACCGAUAUCUCAGCGAUGUCAGGCCGUCGUCCGUGGACAACGCGGCGACGAGCAGCACCUUCUGGAGCCCAUCCGUCGAACCUUAUCCACCCCAGCCGACCAGGGUCGAAGUUCCGGACACGAGGCCAGGCGACGAGGGAUCCCCCAUGGAGGCGAGCUCGUCGUCCUCGAGCAUCAUCACCCUGACGGAGAUGCAACCGGUGUCGGCCUCCAGCCGUUCCUCCUCCGCGUCAAACUUCUCUCAGAAACAGCCAACAACCUCCUCGUCGUCCAACAACGAUCCUCUUCAACAACAUCAUCAUCAUCAUCAGCAUCAUCAUCAUCAUCAUCAUCAGCAACAACCAACGACCGCGACCGCGCCGACGUCGCCCCAUCUGCAUCAAAUGCAACCACCGCAACAGCCCAGUUCUCCGGGCCCCGUUUACCAACAAUUGAACCCCGUCUCCAGAACCUCGUACUCGACCGCGGAGAUAUUCGCCUCGACGCACCAACCGACUUAUCAAACUGCCAACGAUCGACAAUCGCAGCCGAGCGCGCCGGUCGUAGCACAGAGAACCCAAUAUUACCCCCGCUACCAUCAUCCGGACAUAACGAAGAGCGCCCCGGUUCCGUUCACCCAGAACUCCAUCUAUCAAUCGUCCACGGUCGCAGCGGCGUCCACGUCGACGGGGAACGUGCAACCGGCCACGAGGCCGACGCCUGUCGAGCAGAGCAACGCGAGCAACCUCGCUCCCACGCAAGGCCAAGGGCAGGAGCAAAGGGUGCCGCCUAGUUCGUACGCCGCCAACAACAACGGUGUCCCGGCAUCGAGUAGCUCGAUUUACGGCUCGUCCUCGGGGACGCACAACUAUCGCGCGACGCAGCAUCAGCAGAAUCGAUUGAAUCCAUCGUCGUCAUCGUCUUCUACGUCGUCGUCGUCGUCGAGCAACCAAGCGAUGGACAACAACAGGCCCUCGCAUCAGGAAAGAUCGCAUAACUCGCGCGUCUCCUCGUCUCCGUCCUGCUCGUCGGUGAACCCGUGCAGUCCCCGCCACACGGCCAAUCCUUCGAGUCACAUUCCUUCGUCUUCGUCGUCGUCGUCGUCCACGCCGUCGCUCUCUUCGUCCACGUCGUCGUCGUCGCCCUACCAGAACCUUCCGGCGCACAUUCCUUCGUCUCACUUGCCAUCCGCCGGGAGCAUGAUACCUCCUCCUCACCAUCAACACGCUCAACAGCAACAACAGUCGCAGCAACAAAUGCAACAGCACCAGCAACAGCUUUCUAGUCGAAUAAACGCGUCUCCCCAUUCGAUGGCGUCCAACUCGUACGCGGGCCGAAUGAUCGUACACGGGACGUCCGCCCCCUCCUCCUCCUCCUCGUCCUCCUCCUCCUCCUCCUCCUCCACGAGUUCGAAUCAAAUGCCACCACCGGCGGCACUAGGCGGCUAUCACCCUGUCGCCUCGCCCCACGACGUUCCGCAUCACGCCACCCCCUCGCCCCACAGACAAUCGCCCCACGUGUCCACCCUGCACAAUCCUCACGCCUCUCCUCAUCACACGCCAUCCCCGCACAGCGGCUUCCAGCCGCACUCGCCGACUUAUCCCCCCCCUCCGCCCCCGGCCACCUCUCACUCCACCCCUCACUCCUACCCCACCCUACCCCCCAUCACCUCGCAGCACUAUCAGCAGCCGAACGCGGCCGGCUACGCCGCGAAUCCGUACGGAUUGCCGCCACAAUCUUCGUAUCAUUCCUACCAAAAGAGCCCUCAACCGGCGCAACACACGCAGCCCAACUAUUACUCGCAAUCGAGCCGAUCCCAACAGAGCCAGCCGUACGUCCAGCAGAUGUCGAUACAGCCCCCCCAGUCGAUCUGCUCUGGAAACGGAAACGCGAACGGCGCCGCCUCUUAUCAGCCGAGCAAACCGGUCACGUACAACGGGGCCGACGGGGCGAAGAGGAACUCGAUGGAGGUGCCCUACGCCUCGCCCUACCGCGGCCCCCAGACGUCGAUCGCCGCGCAGAGGAGCGGCAACACGCACAAUCUUCCACCCAUCGCCGCUCUGUCGUCCUAUCAUUCCAACAGGCGGGAAUCCGCGAGCAAAGGGCAGUCGGUGGUGCAAAGGCAACGCGGCUACGGAACGGGCGCGGCAACGAACAAAGUCUCGGUCGUGACGCCGCCCGCGUCCUCGAUGGCAGCGCCUCAAAGGUUGGCCGAAUAUCCGGCCACUCUGUCGGCCAUGAAUCACGCGAUGCCCGUGAACGGAAGGACGAACACGGUCACCAAUUCCUCGUACAGCAGAUACACCGCCCAACACGGUUACCCGAGUUACGCCACGACGAUGGCGCCCAGCCACCAAGGCAGCAACUCCUCCAGCACCACCGUCACUUCCAUAGGCCACUCGGCAUCGAGAUCUUCCGUUCCAUCGGCCGCAACGAUACACGGUUACCAGACGACGGAUCGCGGGGGGUCGGGUUAUCACCAUCAACCUGUAAGAGGCAGCGAGGAUUACGGGUACAAAGAGUACUCCUCGUAUCAGAAUUCAACCGCGCCCACGAUCCAAUCCACGGUCGCCCCUUCCAUGGCAACCUCGUCGCCCCAGACGAACGGGGUUAGGAAAAGGGAAUCCCCUUUGGACCUGUCCGUGAAAACGGUGAAAACGUCCGCUGACUCGACCGCCCAGGACGACAUCGAGACGAUACCGACGAUGGAGAAGCACGUGAGCAGCACAGGCACGGUGAUCUCGAGAAGCAACAGCUCCAGAACCAUGCUUCCGCCUCCCCCUCAACCUCCCCCGCAACCGGCCUCCUACCCUGCCUACGACAACAGAUUGCCGGCCGGUAACGCGAGAAAUUUGCCGCCGACGAGCAGUAUACGAACGUCCACGCCCGUUUGCGCGCCUAAGGUCGAUUUCUUGCCGGACUUCAACUCCGCGCCGCUGCGCCACCACCACGGCCAACAACCGCACGAGAAUACUCUUCAGCGGAGGAGCUCGACGCAGCAGCUCUACGCUCCGCCCCCGCAGCCUCUUCCCUCGCAGCAUCCUAAUAAUACCGCUCCACUGCCCCACAUGUCCACGUUCAAGAAGACUUCACUGCCCACCACGCAGGUUUACGAGCCGGCGCCGCCUCCGCCGCCGCCGUCGUCCUCCUCCUAUCCGACGACCAACGACUCCGCCAACGCCUCGAGAUCCUCCAGGUAUCCGUCUUCGGUGAUGGACCCGGCAAGGAUAGGCCCUGCUGCGCUUCCCAUUCAGGAUUACUCCCCGUCCGACUCCCCGUCGAAAUAUUAUUUGGACAGCAGAAGCAAGUACGGCCAACCGCCGCAGCAGCAGAGGGAGAGGACUGCCGCCACCCCCUCGAAGAGGCCCGGAGAGACGAUAUACGGCGCUGGGGGGCCGAACAAGCAGCCGAGGCUGGACACGUGGAUCCAGCAGAGAUUGUCGACCGCGAAGGCUCUCUACGAGCAACAGAAGAGGCAAGAGAUGAAUCUGCCUGUCCCGUUGCCAAAUGGGACCCUGGUCGCGCAGAAUAGUUACGAGCAGAGGUCGGAUAACGGGUACGCGUCGUCCGAGUCCAGGUAUCAGCAACCGUCGUACUGUGAUAAGAGGAAUUACGCGGAGCCUAAGGCCACUCACGCUUCACCGCCCUACGUUCAUCCGGUGAUCACGAAACCUGCCAACGUUCACUCUGUGCCGCAAGCCGGGCAAACGUCCGUGUACCCGAAUUACAGGCAAGGGCAGAAAGGUAGCGGGCCGCCGACAACAGGUGGUGCCACUUCCGGGGGACAGGCCACGACCGAGCCGCCUAGCAACACCGGUGCCGAUAAAAGGGUGCUCAGCUUGUUGAGGAACAGCCUGGAGAACAAGCAGCAGAGGGAGGAGCAGAUGAACAGUCAGCAACCUAUCCUGGCUAAUCAUAGUCAACAAAGUUUUCAGAAUAAGGUUGUUGCACCGGUCGAGCCCAAAACGAACAUAGGAAGGCACAACCUGUCACCGUUCACGGCUGCGAGCUUACUGGAACGAAACAGCAACACGCCGCCCCAUUACAAGUUCCAUGUGCCGAGAGCGGUAGACUCGAUCACUCAGGAGGCCCCCCGUAGUUUGUACGGCUCGAGAGUAAAUUCAUCCGCCACGCUACCUGGCAAGGAGGCACUCCUGGGACCCCGAGGAGCCGAGAAUCAGAUUCACCGUGACAAAGACGACGGCCUCGCCGCCAUAUUGGCAGCGAAAAUCAGAACGAAGGCGGAACUGAAACAGGUGGGGACCGGCCAAUUUGCAACGAAACCGACCAAUGUACCCUCUCAGGAUGCAUCGUCCACUCCGAAAGAACAAGACAGCGCCGCAUCAACGUCGACACCUCAAUCAGGCUCGUCUGCAGGCAGUCCUCCAAAGUUGACACGCGAGAAGGUGGCCUGUUUACCGCCCCGAAGACGCCUGUUCUCCAGAACGGAAGAGGAGAACAUGCCGGUGGCCGCGACGGUUCCGGUUCCGGCGCCACAACCUGCGAUCGCUUCGAGCGUGCCUGCGCGCGCCAGCGGAUUCAGAAGUUCGUCCGAGACUUCGGUGUUCGAUUUCAGAGAGAGCGAUUCCGAAGGCGAGAUGCCUGUUCUCGAGCGGCAAACGCUCGAGGAGAUGAGGAGGGACAGAAAACAGCUGUCGAAGGUGCAGCCACCCGUUCCACUGAACGAUGCCAUGUGCAUUGGCAUGACCUCAUCGUCGGAUCUCGUGAAAAUAGAAUUGAAGGAGAACGACAAGAUUACCGAAGUAGACACGUUUUGGUCCAGCACGUGCGACAAGUUUAUGGAACAGCUACGAACCGGUGACGCGAUGAAGAAACGUGGUCGCAAGAAAAAGGUCAGUUGCACUAUAACCUCGAAGCUUGAUGACGCUGGAAACGAUAGCAGCAAAGAGUCGGACGCGAACACGUCUCAGAUCAAACCUGAGGACAUCAAAAAGGAGAUUCAGGAUGACGAUUCGCCCAUGGACAGCAAGGACGAGUCUCCAGAAGCGACGAAAGAUGAGGAAUCGUCGGAAAUGAAGGAUAUCAAGGUUGAGGUGAAGACGGAGCCAGAGAUGAGCAAGGACGACGAGGAGAAGAAUUCCAGCGACGAUUCGGACGAAGUACCAUUGAUUCGACGAACGAAGAAGAAGACGAAGAAGGACGAGAGUGAUUGCGAGGAGGAGAUAAUAUGCAGGAAGAGAAGGGUGCGCAGAGGAAGCAGAAUUAAAUUGCAAUCAUCCAGUGGUAGCGAAUCCUCGAGCGAGGAGAGCGAUGGCAGCACGGAGUUUGGUCACGGUUCUUCCGUGGCUGACAGGCUGAGGGCUAGGAAACGGUGCGCCAACAGCAGCGCAGAAUCCGAAGGGAUGAAGCUUAGAUCCAGAGACGCGACGCCGCAAAAAUCUAAAUCCGAGAAAGAAUCCAAAUCCUCCACUUCGAAGACUUCUUCCCAAAAAGGAAAACCGAAGCCCCUUUUCGGAGACGGCAGCGAUUUUAGGCCUGGUUGGGAGGAGGAAGUUUACGUGUACAAGAAAUCCUUGAGAAUGCCACCUAGAUUGAUUACAGUGUCGAAACCGUCUAGGUUUCACAGGUUGUCUACCUCGCUGCCUGAUUUGGAUCCCGGCUCUCCAGCCUUGUCUGUCUCCAUGGAUAGUUCUGAUGUGUAUCUGAACAGGAAGAAGUUGGUUGACAGUGAUGUGGAGUCCAAUUACAGUUUUAGUACAACUGGAAUUGGAAUAGGAAGUAAGAUCGAUGACGAGGAAGCUACGUCGUCCACGACCAUUUCGUGUCCGCCCAAGGGUAUGAAGCACUCGAAGUCGGAGAACAGUUCUAUCGUUGAUGUCUUGGCUCAGAAGGUUGGUACCAGUAAGAAGGAGCAGAAGAGGAAACAGAAGGAGAAGUUGGACAAAGGUGCAAAUAAAACGCCGCAGAAAGGCACAAACGAACCUGAAUUGCUCCCUACUCCGAGUCUGACACCUUUGGUGGAAUCGUCGAAAUCGCCGAAGGGUAAAUCACCAGUUAAAGAUAAGUCAUUAAAAACUAUCAAAAUGACAGAUUCGUUCCUGUUCGGUUUCCGCAAGGAAACUGUGAACAAUUUCCGUGAUACGUUUAAGAAUAACCACGCUUUACCGAACGAGUUCUCCACAUUGGUGCUUAAAAGUAGGACGAGAACAGAGACUAGGGUGUUGAAGAAACAGGCAACAAUUAGAGAAGUUUUCGGCGAGGACAGGCCAGCUUCGGCACCACCUAUGCAGAAUCAUGAUGAUACCUCUCAAGAUGACGAUUCUCAGAACGAAACACCAGAGAAUAGGUUGAGUAAAGAAAGAACCUUGAAGCAGAAAGUGGUUUCGAGGCUGAAGAACGCUGGUAUUUUGAGGAGUCACAAGGCGAUCAUGAACUCGAAGCAUCAUCUGUUGAUGAAGAGGCGGAAGGAUCUGUUGAAAUCAUUGGCUGAGAAGAAGCUGCGACAUUUAAAGACUGAGACGGAAGAGGAACCGGCACAGGAGGAAACAAAUGAUGCGCAGGAGACGGAGAACAAUGAGCUCGAUGACGAGACCAAUGAAUCAGAAGUUCCUAAUAAGAAGAAGCUUAAACUGCGGACAAGCAGGCGGAAAUUCCGCUCCGGAUUCGAUUACAUUCGCAAGAAGAAAAAACCUUUGAAGAAGGAUGAGACAUUACCCAAGGAAAGAAAGAGGCAAGUGUUAACGAGACCCAGUCCAGAGUGCGUAGCAGAUAUUCAGUCGGAAAUUAGAACCUGGGUGAUCAAAAAAGGUGUAGGUGAAACGAUGCUGCACCGUGCCGCCAGACUCGGUUAUACGGAUGUCACCGCGUAUUGCUUGGAAAAGCUAAAUAACGCGCCGAGUCCAAAGGACAACGCGGGUUAUACGCCUCUUCACGAGGCGUGUUCCAAAGGCCAUCUCGAAAUCGCGAAAUUGUUGCUCGCAUACGGUGCGAAUGCGAGUGAAAGUGCCAAUGGUGGAAUAAGACCACUUCACGAGGCAGCUGAAAAUGGUGCUACCGAACUCGUACGCCUGCUACUUUCCUAUGGCGCUGAUCCCUUAUUAGCCACUUAUUCCGGACAAACCCCGCUAAUGCUAGCAGCAGAUACCGAUGCCUAUUCGAUCUUAGAACAACAUUUAGACGAUAUCCAGGGUCGUGCGAGUACACCAUGGUCUUUUGGCGGCCCGUCGUCUAUUUUUGACCUCGAAGAAACUGGUUACAAUCCCCUCGACGAUCCUCCUAUGGACAGUCCAGAACCCGAACUAGAUGAAAUCGAGGUAGAGAUGGGUGAUGUGAAUCUGCCAGUUCUCUUUACUCUCACCAACGAUCCGGAUAAAUGGAUGCUUCUCCAAGACUUGAUGGCCGCUCUUCGAAUAAAGAGUAGAGACGCGUUACUCCGUCAAAUAAAUCCGAAAGCUCACUCCGGUCCACCAGCCAUUGCCCAUCGUGACGUGAUGAAAGAAUUAAAACUUCAAGAUUUUCUGGAACAAUCUCGUUGCUGCCAUUUGCUCAGUGGUGGCGAACGAAUCAACGUGAGGGGGUCUAAGGUGACUCUGAUCAAGUACAACGACAAAGUAAGAUCUCUGUUGAACGUGGAGAAGGUGGUGAUCAGCCUGAGGUGACAGGAGGCACCUCUGGGGCAGUCAUCACCCCAGGCUAAACCGUCGACUUCCGCCUCGAGGGAACUUCCGAAAAAGAGCUCGAGCGUGUCGCCCAAGAGACAAGCCAGAACGCGACAGAGUAACAAGACAGCUGCCACGGAUUGAACGUGAACCUGAAAAUCUUGUUCGCUGUGAAAAGUCGCUCGUUUGAGCUGUUUUGAGUCUCUCGUUCGAUAGAGGCCAGCUUUUUCCUCUCCGAUUCCGCUCGACGAGGCAACCGGGGUCGAAUAUAAGGUGCGAAAACUAAUUUAAGCUUACGAUAGAGGAAGAUCGUUCAAUAACAGUGCUUUCUGACACUAUUUAGCAGUAUUUAUUGACAAAUGUUCUCUACACGGUGAUAUUUUUAUGGAUGAUCGAGUCCUGAAUAAUGGUUUUUCAAUAUGAAGAUUGUUAUCUUGUUCAAUGAUAUCAUACUGUCCUGAUCUUGUAUAAUAAUUCGUUCAAACAUUCAAUUCGAAAGCGAAAUAAUAUUUGAACGAUCCUUGCGAAUAUUUUGGAAUCUGAUAGGCGUCCAUACGCUUAUUUUCAUUCAUUCGAUUAUUCGUAUUGAAAGAAUCGAUACUCAUUGUCGAAGAGAAUUUGAAACUGUGAAUGGUAACUGCGUGCGUUCUCGAUUGAAUCGAUUAUGAUUGUUUCGUUAAGUUAACAGAGAACAAACGUUGAAAAAUAUAGUUAUCGAAUUAUUAGUACGUUGUUAAUUUCGUUUUUUCUCUGUCUUUCUUUCUUUCUCUCUCUCUUUUUUUUUUUUUUUAUUAGUAAUAAUAAGUCGAUUAAAGUAUAAUUCGGUUACGCGUUUACAAAGAUUUAGAUUUAAGCAAGCGUUUAUUAAUCGUCGAAAUAUGGAGCAUUUACGUUUUUUUUUUCUUUUCUUGUUUUCUUGGGAUGUGCAAUUUCGCGAGUCCACUUCUUGUUAAAUGAUUACCGAUUAAACGCGAUCGAUCAGCGCCCCUUAGGUCUGAGAAACGUAAGAAAAUGGAUCGACCGUGUAAUAGACACAGUGUGCAAUAAUUUUCAUCGAAUUCGCGAUGAUUGAUCCUCGAAUUAGCGAUUUAUUUUGCAAAUAAUAUUCAAUUGUUAGCUCGUUGGAACCGAGAAAGUAAUCGACGCGUUCACUGUUUAGUUCUACUCUAUUUCUAUUUUUUUUUUAUCAUGUUCAUCGUUAUCACGUAUCGUUACGUUGAAAAUUUCUUUUUUUUGUUUGAAGUUUCAUCUAUCGGAUUGGUGCAAUCCAAUUGAUUAAUUUUUGUUAUCGAUUUAAUAUAAGUGUUUCAUUUUUAUGUUUACUAUAUAUGUAUAUAUAUAUAGAAGAAAGAAGAUAGAAUGAAUAUGUUGAAGAUUAUCAUGUUCAGCAGUGAACGUGUUCAAAGGAUCAUUGAUGCAUUUAAACUAGACUUUUUUCAUUUACAUGCGUCGAUGGAACCGAUCUCUACGUACUUAUAUCUUCGGAAGCGUGUCGAAGCAUGUGUCGAAAUAGAAUGAAAAAUAAAAAAAAUUUCUACUUGUAUCAUAGACACAAGCUUAAGUUGUUUAGCAAAAGCAUGCUUACGCGCUUUCAUUUUGACUCCGUGUACAGAGGAUUAGUCGUUCUGAUCAGUCUCAGGGAAAUAUCCGUACGCGUAUUCUCGAUAAUCCUAUGCGUUGCAUCGAUUCAAACAGGGAUACGACCAGGCAUCGUAAAAAUAUUCGAUUGAUCUGUAAAACGAUCGUCAAGAUGUUGUUAUUUCCUCAUGAUGUACAGUAGACAGAGAGAAAGAGAGACACCGUUUCGUCUUCGUACGUUGAACGAUCGUUCCAGAUCGAGAUCGAUCGAUGACUGGUCGCUCGCUCGCUUCUUGUUUUUUUUUUAAUUUUAUUUAGCUGACGAUUUCUAAACGAAUAUUACCGAUUAAUGUCGUGGACGAGAUGGUGUUUACACGUGUACAUACAUAUUUUCGAAUAAAAAUCUAACGUCAUCUGCCGUAUGUGUGCGUCGAAGAGUCCCUUGCAGAUGGCGAUUUCUGUGCAUCAUCCAUCGUGGCUGUUUAAGGAAAAGAAUGUUUGAAAUGAGAUUUAAAAAAAAAGAACAUAUGUAGAGGAGAGGGGAAAUGAUAUAAAAGUUGAUAUAAAAGUAGAUCGAAGGCAGUGAAUCGAGUGAAUCGAGGCAGAAAAGAAAUAAUUGUACGUGUAAUGUACCUUUAAAAUGUAAAGUAGAUAUUGAAUAAUAGUGUAAGUAGCCAGGAAAAACACGACACUUGUUCAUAAUUACUAUAGUCGCGUAUAAUACACAUUUGCGCACGUGUAAUUGUAUAAGGAAGGGAAAAAGAGAAAAAAACCAGCGUUUUAGAAUUAACUUGAGAAAGAAUAUUGUAAUUUCAGCGAAGAAAUAAUCGAAUAAUAUGCUGUUUAAAAGCGUAUGUAUAUAUUAUACACAACACGACAGACACAAAAGAUAAAAACACUUUCUCGCAAUAUAAUAGGGGCUAUCGCAGUUACUACCGCUACUAAUUAUUAAUUACUAUUACUAUUAUUACUACCGGUCACCGAUUACUAUUACGAAUACUACGAUUACCGCUAUUACUAUUACUAUUUGCCACUACCAAUACUAUUAACUAUUACUACUACUGUCACGACUAUCCGCUUUUUUUAUUGUACGAUAUAUACAUAAUACCGAACUAUGAAUGUACAUUUUCUUAGCUGUAACGUUUCCUCCUCCUCCAUUGUAAUUUAUACUAUAUUAUAUUCGAGGAUACUUCUAAAUGUGUUAAAAGAAAAAAAAAAAAAAAAAAACAAACCGCUGCUGCUUUACGAGAAGAAGGAAUUUUAUGUGAGAAAGAACAAAAUAUAUUAUAUAUAUAUAAAUAUAUAAAUAUAUAUGUAUAUAUAUACGUACAUAUAUAUAUAUUUUAUUUCAGAAGUUUAGUUUAAUGGAUAUAUAAUGUUAAAGA
This is a messenger RNA of Apis laboriosa (Himalayan honeybee), 12378 nucleotides long. RefSeq names its product mucin-5AC-like. Gene Ontology annotation, cellular component: nucleus. Gene Ontology annotation, molecular function: protein binding; transcription corepressor activity. NCBI's taxonomy places the organism in Eukaryota, Metazoa, Arthropoda, Insecta, Hymenoptera, Apidae. Gene Ontology annotation, biological process: negative regulation of transcription by RNA polymerase II. The record is from RefSeq and is a predicted model, not a curated record. The transcript has 12 exons. Bases 1541 to 9415 code for a protein of 2624 amino acids.